Messenger RNA from Sorex araneus (European shrew), 2347 nucleotides. It is a transcript of the gene DYNLT3, whose product is annotated as dynein light chain Tctex-type 3. The coding region runs from base 120 to 470 and encodes 116 amino acids. The record is from RefSeq and is a predicted model, not a curated record. Gene Ontology annotation, cellular component: cytoplasmic dynein complex; cytoplasm; kinetochore. NCBI's taxonomy places the organism in Eukaryota, Metazoa, Chordata, Mammalia, Eulipotyphla, Soricidae. The transcript has 5 exons. Gene Ontology annotation, molecular function: dynein intermediate chain binding. Gene Ontology annotation, biological process: microtubule-based movement.
CUUGCGUCAGAGAGGUGGGGUCCGAGAAGCAACGCCCCGUGCAGCUCGGGCGGGGCUGCUUCCGAGGCCUGCCUGCAGCCUGGAGCGCGAGCCCGCGAGCCCGAUCGGCUUCGGCAGCUAUGGAGGAGUAUCACCGGCCCGGCGAAGAGGUUGGCUUCAGUGCGGAGGAAGCACACAAUAUUGUUAGAGAGUGCAUAGACAGCGUUUUGUCUGGUGAAGAUUACAACCAGAACAGCAUCAAUCAGUGGACCGCAGCAAUUGUGGAACAAUCCUUAGCUCAUUUGGUCAAGCUGGGGAAAGCUUAUAAAUACAUUGUGACCUGUGCGGUGGUCCAGAAGAGUGCCUAUGGCUUUCAUACUGCCAGUUCAUGCUUUUGGGAUACUACGUCUGAUGGAACCUGCACUGUAAGAUGGGAGAAUCGAACCAUGAACUGCAUCGUUAAUGUCUUUGCUGUUGCUAUUGUUCUGUAAUAGUCUUAAAAUGUUGCAACUUGUUAAUGUGACAGUUUAUAUCAGUGCAUUCUUUGUAAACAAAAAAGUAGUUAUUAAUGUGCUAGACAAAUGUGCAAUAUGCUUCAAAGCUAUCAACUGAAGCUGAUUAUCAUUAAGCCAGUAAUUUCUAGUAAGAUGGUUUAUAUUUUCUAGAGUAUCACUUAAAUAGAAUAAAUUUAAUGUUAGAAAGAAACAAAUACAGGAAUAUGGCAUUACCUGAAAAUGCAACUUUAGAUUUAUACCAGCUUUUGACUAAUCACAUGUACCUAAAGAGAUGGGGGAAAUUCUUUCAGAAAAUAAGAUUUCACAGUGGGAAAGGUGCUUGCCUUGGUAUGUUGCUGACCCAGAUUCAAUCCCUGGCAUUCCGUAUGGUCCCCUAAGCACCGCCAGGAGUCAUUCCUGAGAGCAGAGCCAGGAGUAAUAGCCUCUGAACAUCACCAGAUGUGGCCCAAAAACAAAAAAAAAGGUAACUGUACCCUCACGGUGAUUCUCUAAUUAAAAAUAAAUAAAUUAAAAAAAAAAAAGAGAAAAUAAAAUUUUCUUUCAGCUGGAGAAGUUCACAGGAAUAAACAUAAGAACAGAAAAAAUCCAUAAGGAUAAAUAUGGAGAAAAUAAUAUUAGUUAACACUUCUUAGGCUAUUUCUCCCACUGUGCAAUUAAGUACAUGUGAUAUAGUGGAAAGUAAUUCUUUUCUCUGAGCUAAUAUAAAGCAAUUAUUAACUUCUUACUUUGCAAAUUGUCAAAUCUAUUUUUUUAAUUUGAAAUUCUUGAAUUUGCAUUUUUGGGUGAAUUAAAUCUGCUUACCUAAAUUCCCUAGUUAAAAUGAAUUACCAUGUGGUAAGAAGUAUAUGGUACUCUUAACAGCUACCUUAUAGUUUACUCAUUGGAUAUGGAACAAACGUUUAUUCAAUUCCUACUAUGAGCAUAUUUCCACAAACAUCAUAAUUGUAAAUAUGCUAUUCAAAAAUACAAGUUUUUAUGCCACCUGUUCAGUUAGACAACUAACGUUGAGAGUAAACAUUGCUCUUUGAGAUUGGGGAGAAAGUCAAGCUGGCUACCCAUGUAGAGGCAAGCUAAAUAAGAUGCACUUAUUACUGACAGAACGAUAGAAUUUUAAAAAUCUCUUGCUGCAAGUAAAGCAUACUGAAAUUAUGCAGCUCAUAUUUAAAGGCCUUCUUAGCACCUUAUUAUAUAAAUUUCUUCUUAGCUGUAACCAUCUAAAUAAUUUUAAAUAUUUACAUGGAGUUCAUACUCAUUGAAGUUAGUAUAAAUUAAAAUAUACAAUCACUAGCAGGUUAUCAGAUAUCUCAGGGCUUAGGAAAUGUAGUUAAACUUAUUAGAGAAAUAUAGGUUGAAAUACUGUGUUAUACAGCUGGCCACCAAAUGCGAAGUCAAUCCUUUUUCUGACCAUGAAAGCAAAACCAUUUGCAUAUCACCACAAACACUAACACACAUAAUUGAAUUUCUCAUUGGCUGUUGGAAGGAGAAAGAAAAGUUUAGUAUUAGUAUUGACUAGGUAGUAUUCUUGUAAGAGUACUAUGUAUGUUUGAUAUUUUUCUGAGUAAUAUUUUAAUUCUUAAGAAGACUUUUACAGAAAUACAAUAGAAUGUAAUGCAAUGAUCUACAUUUUUGGCAUGUCAAAGUGCUUAUAGUCAGUACCUCUUUGUUACUCUACCCUGGCUGGCUUUUGUGCCUAUGUAGAUUACCAUAGUGAUCACAAUAUUUGCAGUUAAGACUCGCUUUUGAUAAUUGUUAUUUAAGCCAGAUUUAAAAGAAUAAUGAUUAAAUAUACCUCGUUAACUUGCUUUCUGCUGUUUCUAGUUAAAAUGUAAUAAAUAUUAUCUUUCUGUGCUGUA